AUGGCGGCGAAGGAGUCGAAGGGCGGGGAGAACGCGCUGCUGGACGCGGCGAAGAACUUCAUGGCGGGCGGGGUGUCUGCGGGGGUGUCGAAGACGAUCGUGGCGCCGAUUGAGCGGGUGAAAAUGCUAAUUCAAACUCAAGAUUCAAUUCCAGACAUAAAAGAAGGCCGGGUGCCGCGCUAUACGGGCAUAGGGAACUGUUUCGUGCGGGUUUCGCGGGAGCAGGGCGCGCUGUCGCUGUGGCGGGGGAACCUGGCGAACGUGAUCCGCUACUUCCCGACGCAGGCGUUCAACUUCACCUUCAAGGACACUUUCAAACGCAUUUUCCCCAAGUACGACCAGAAGAAGGAGUUCGCGAAGUUCUUCCUGGCGAACGUGGCCUCGGGGGGGCUCGCGGGCGCGGCCUCGCUCACCGUGGUCUACCCGCUGGACUUUGCGCGCACGAGGCUGGCCUCCGACGUGGGAAAGGGGGCCGCCAGGGAGUUUUCGGGUCUGCUGGACUGUUUGCAGAAAGUGUAUUCGCGGACGGGCUUUUUGUCGCUGUACCAGGGCUUCGGGGUGUCUGUACAGGGCAUCGUGGUGUACCGCGGCGCGUACUUCGGGCUCUUCGACACCGCAAAAGCAGUUCUUUUUUCCGACAAAACCAAAAGCAACUUGUUCCUGAAGUGGGCCGUGGCCCAGAGCGUCACCGCCGCCGCAGGAGUCGUCUCUUACCCCUUCGACACUGUGCGCAGGCGCAUGAUGAUGAUGGCUGGCCGCAGGGCCACUGAGGACAUUCAGUACAGCUCCACCUUCGACUGCUGGGCCAAAAUUCUCGCCCAGGAAGGGCCCCGCGGCUUCUUCAAGGGCGCCUGGGCCAACGUCCUCCGCGGCGCCGGCGCCGCCCUCGUCCUCGUCUUCUACGACGAGUUCCAGAGGCUCCUCAUGUGA
This is a messenger RNA of Eimeria tenella, 930 nucleotides long. Its product is annotated as ADP/ATP carrier, putative. The transcript has a single exon. Lineage: Eukaryota; Apicomplexa; Conoidasida; Eucoccidiorida; Eimeriidae. Gene Ontology annotation, molecular function: ATP:ADP antiporter activity. The record is from RefSeq and is a predicted model, not a curated record. Gene Ontology annotation, biological process: mitochondrial ADP transmembrane transport; mitochondrial ATP transmembrane transport. Bases 1 to 930 code for a protein of 309 amino acids. Gene Ontology annotation, cellular component: mitochondrial inner membrane.